Messenger RNA from Sinocyclocheilus grahami, 2169 nucleotides. It is a transcript of the gene me2, whose product is annotated as malic enzyme 2, NAD(+)-dependent, mitochondrial. Lineage: Eukaryota; Metazoa; Chordata; Actinopteri; Cypriniformes; Cyprinidae. The record is from RefSeq and is a predicted model, not a curated record. Gene Ontology annotation, cellular component: mitochondrion. Gene Ontology annotation, biological process: pyruvate metabolic process; malate metabolic process. The transcript is spliced from 15 exons. Bases 172 to 1917 code for a protein of 581 amino acids. Gene Ontology annotation, molecular function: NAD binding; malate dehydrogenase (decarboxylating) (NADP+) activity.
GUGCGUUAGAAUGUCUCGUGCCAAGAAGGCUCGCGGCUGUCACUCACUGUGCGCGGCCUGACGCACAGACCGGUGAAUUUAUCUAAAAUAUAAUGUUUAGUCGCGCAUUAUUGUGACCAACUGACUCUGAGACGUUUGAAGGAAAGGGUGUGUAUCGGUAUCAGUGCAGCCAUGCUGUCCAGAUUAAGCACGAGUGUGAGGCCGUGUGUGAGCGUGUGCCGAUGGGUUCACACUAAAGAGAAGGGGAAACCGCUCAUGCUCAACCCACGUACCAACAAGGGCAUGGCCUUCACUCUGAAGGAACGGCAGAUUUUGGGCAUUCAUGGUCUGUUGCCAUCGAAGAUUGAGACACAGGACACUCAGGCCAUGCGCUUCCAGAAGAACCUGAAGAAGAUGUCCGACCCACUGCAGAAGUACAUCUAUCUGAUGGGGAUUCAGGAGAGGAACGAGCGUCUCUUCUACCGCGUGCUGAUGGAAGACAUCGAGGCUCUCAUGCCCAUCGUCUACACGCCUACUGUUGGUCUCGCAUGUACUCAGUAUGGACAUAUCUUCAGGCGGCCCAAAGGUCUGUUUAUCUCCAUUAAGGACCAAGGACAUGUUCGUUCCAUAUUGGAUAAUUGGCCAGAAACCACUGUCAAGGCUGUAGUGGUGACGGACGGUGAGCGUAUCCUGGGUCUAGGGGAUCUGGGAGUGUAUGGGAUGGGUAUUCCUGUAGGAAAGCUGUGUCUUUAUACGGCCUGUGCUGGAAUCCGGCCUGAAAGUUGUCUGCCGGUCUGCAUUGAUGUAGGCACGGAUAACGAGAAGUUACUGAGGGACCCAUUCUACAUGGGUCUAUAUCAGCGGCGUGACCGUUCCCAGCGCUACGACGAUCUCAUAGAUGAGUUCAUGGAGGCUGUGGUGGAUAAGUACGGACAGGACACCCUCAUACAAUUUGAGGACUUCGGAAAUCACAACGCCUUCCGAUUCCUGAAGAAAUACCGUGAGAAGUUCUGCACCUUCAAUGAUGACAUCCAGGGCACUGCAUCAGUAGCUCUGGCAGGUUUACUGGCAGCUCGGCGUGUUGUGGGGAAGCCAAUAACCGAACAUAAAGUUCUGUUUCUGGGGGCUGGAGAGGCUGCUCUGGGAAUCGCUAACCUAAUCGUGAUGGCGAUGAUGGAGGCGGGAAUGUCUCAGGCAGAAGCCAGAAAGAAAAUCUGGAUGUUUGACAAAUACGGUCUGUUAGUAAAGGGCAGAGCUUAUGAGACUGAUAGUAAUCAGGAGGCUUUUGUUCAUCCUGAUCCCGGGGAAGUGAAAAGCUUCUUAGACGCUGUCAAUGUUAUCAAACCCUCUGCGAUCAUCGGUGUGGCAGGUGCUGGCCGGCUCUUCUCUCAUGAUGUCAUCAGAGCAAUGGGCAGCUUGAACGAGCAUCCCAUAAUCUUCGCCCUCAGCAACCCGACUGCUAAGGCAGAGUGUACAGCUGAAGAUGCCUACAGCCUCACACAGGGACGGUGUUUGUUUGCCAGUGGCAGUCCGUUCGCACCUGUGUCACUAGAAGAUGGCAGAAUACUGACCCCUGGACAGGGCAACAACGCUUAUAUAUUCCCAGGUGUAGCUCUGGCUGUUAUACUCAGUGGAGUGCGACACAUCAGUGAUACGGUCUUCCUUGAGGCCGCAAAGACGCUGGCGGAUCAGCUGACGGAUGAAGAGCUGAGUCAGGGCCGACUGUAUCCACCCCUGUCCAACAUCAGAGAGGUGUCACUGCAGAUGGCCAUCAAGGUGAUGCAGUACGUGUAUUCAAAGGGAAUGGCGUUUCGAUACCCAGAGCCUGUGGAUAAGGAAGCGUACGUCAGAUCGGUUGUGUGGAACAUCAACUACGAUUCCUUUCUGCCCGAGAUAUACGACUGGCCCGGGGUUUCUCACAGCCCUGUAGUAGACUAGACAAACACACGAGAACACACCAGACAGAGAGAAACAGAACAAAAACCAGGAAGUGGGAAGGGAGUUUUCAUUCUUCUGUUUUAGGCACUCCCUUUUUUCGAGUAUUUAUUCAGAUUUCUCCCUUUGGUUAAAUUGCAAUUUCAGUUUAUGAAUGAAUUUUACAAAUCAUGUACAUGUCCGGGAAACAUUUCACUCCAGAAUCCAAAGAAAUAAAUACUAAAUAAUAUUUUGCAUGAAGAAAAUGAAGCCUAU